Messenger RNA from Nothoprocta perdicaria, 2795 nucleotides. It is a transcript of the gene FYTTD1, whose product is annotated as forty-two-three domain containing 1. Bases 503 to 1408 code for a protein of 301 amino acids. Gene Ontology annotation, molecular function: mRNA binding. The transcript has 9 exons. Gene Ontology annotation, biological process: mRNA export from nucleus. Lineage: Eukaryota; Metazoa; Chordata; Aves; Tinamiformes; Tinamidae. The record is from RefSeq and is a predicted model, not a curated record.
UUUUGGUCUAUCCAGUGAAGUCUGAAUAUAGUUGUAUAUAUAGUUCUCUAUAUAGUUCUCAUAUAGUCUCUCCCUGAGUUAAAAAGGGAUGUCCACAUCCCUAUGGUAGCUGAUACCAAUUCUGCUUCCAUGAUCUAGAUGCAAUUUAACAUUUUCUUCUAUGCUCAUUCUAUAAGCUGUCUAGAAUUCAAAUAAACCUGCUUUACUGUCAUCUCCUGAGGCACCUACCUUAUUAGUGAAGGAAAUACAACUGGUUUGACAUCAUUUGUGACAAACUUGCUGUUUACUUUCCAUUGAUUGUUGUUUUCAACAUGUUCUUAAACUGAUAAUAAUUUAUUCCCCGUUAUUUUCCAGGAUAACAGGUAAGAUGAUUGGUUUGGCUUGGAGAUCGCUGGGGGAGAGAGAUCUUCCUUGCUUUUCUUCCUAAUGAUCUGGACCCCAGUGAACUUASGAAGAAAUCUGUUUGCCUGAGUUCUCCCUGCAUGACUUUUAGGACCUUUGGAUGAAAGAGCUGAGACUUGAAUUGACUUUUUGUCUGCARUUUGGAAAGUGGGAGUUAGAUGAUAUAAUCAAGCUGAAUAAAAAAGAAGAGCGAAAGCAAUAUUCCCCCAAAAUGAAAAGGGGGCUUCAGCAGAAUGGAGCUCGGCAGUUCAGGACAUCAGGCUCCAAGUGGGGAAUCCAGCAGCAGAAGGGUUACGGCAAAAAUCGUUUGGGACGCAGAAAGAAGGUAGCAGGGAAGAAACGUUCUUACGGAGUUAUCACUGGCUUGGCAGCCAAGAAAGCAAUGGGCUCCCGCAAAGGAAUUAGCCCUCUGAACCGACAGCCACUUAGUGAGAAGAAUACACAGCGAAAUUACCCAGUUUUGAAAAAGAAAACAACCCUGCAGAGACAAUCUGAAAUGCAGAGAAAGCAAGCAGCAACCAUUAGGAGACCCGUCCCACUGAAGAGAAGGAAUAACAUACAAUCCACUUUUGCCAGAAUUGGAAACAAACUGAAUCAACAGAAAGACACUCGUCAAGCGACUUUCCUGUUUAGAAGAGGCCUAAAGGUUCAGACCCAAGUGCAGCCAGCAGAUGAUCUAGAUAAUCACACAGUAAAGAGAACACGUCAAUGGCGAACUUCGACCACAAGUGGAGGGAUUCUGACUGUAUCUAUUGACAACCCAGGAGCAAUCAUAAAUCCAAUUUCCCAGAAACUACGAUUAACCCGUACUCCUGUGCCCCCAUUUCUGAUGAAGAGGGACCAAUCUGAAGAGAAGAAGAUUCCCAAAGGAGUUCCUUUGCAGUUUGACAUCAAUAGUGUUGGAAAACAGACAGGAAUGACUUUGAAUGAGCGUUUUGGGAUCCUGAAGGAACAAAGAACAGCACUGUCCCAGAGCAAAGGAAGCCGUUUUGUAACCGUGGGCUAACCUGUUGAAUGGACUGAGUCCUGAUCCCAUCUAUCUAAGAAACUGAGAUGAAAGUGGCCAGAAGAACACAGCAUAUGUCACUGAAAUUCUCCAGACUUUUUGCUAAGAUAAUGGCAGAGCUAACUGUCUUUAUUACUUUUACUUGGAACGUUAAAAGACGUGAUGCCGUGGGGUGAAAAAGUGGGGAAACCCACGUGCCAGAGGAGCACCCUGAUCUGGUUGAAAAAGAUUUUGUUGCCCAGUUAAUGACGAAUAUUCUUUCUUUUUUUUUGUUAUUUUUUUUUCCUUUGGUUGGUCUUGUAAUCAAAAUACAAAYGUGAGGAUAAAAGUUUGGGGGUGGGGUGGGUUUGUUUGUUUUGUUUAGGAGUGCUCAGUACCUGUUCUUUGAUCCCCUGCUAUAGUAAAGACUGUCAAUGUUCAUUACAGUCACAUUUUUAGGGUGUUAGGGACUGUCUGUAAACUUCCCUUUGGUCUGCAGUCGGGCACGGAACCUCAGUCUGUGAAUAUUCUGGUAGUGAUGUAGCAGCAUUUUUCAUGGGAGCAUUGCUUGUAAUUCUUUAUGCUUUUGAUGUUGUGUUUUUUUUUUUUUUCCCCUUCCUUGGAGACUAAAUAUUUUGCAUCUUCAUUUUUGCAAAUAAAACUGUUAGCUGAGACCCAAGAUAUGUAAUUGGAGUGGAGAAUAUUCUGCUCUUAACCUUAAACRUGGUCCAGAUCACACUAGAGGAAUACUUCACAGGCAGUAUGGGCUUAAUUUAUAUUACAAGUAGCUGAAGUUCGUCUUCUGCAAAUUGAGUAUGUGUGUCCCUUUUUUUUUUUAACCUUAAACAUCCUAUUUCCUUUGAAAGCUUUUUCUUUUUUUUUCCACAUAAACUUAAUGCAAUAACUUCACAUCUUUUGUAGGAAUAAAUACAACCCUUCAGAAGAAAGUCAGUGGUGUGGUAGAGUUGCUGAUCUUCCCAGGCACAGGAGUCUCAUCUUGCCCAAGAGAGUUCUCCCUGUCCCUCAGAAAGGGCCAGAGACAGGCAAUUUAAUGGCAUUUGUUUGUAUGUACCAAAGAGAGGUAAGAUGUGACGCUCAUCAACAGUGGUCAGACAUUCUGAAGUUUGCUGAAACUGGGCCAGAGUUGUUGGAAUAAAGCCCUCAGUCUGACAGCAUAUUUAAGGCAUUAAAUAGUUCACAGAGUUGCUCCCUUAGUGCCUGGUUUUACGCAUCUAAGUGAAGGAUGGUAAUAAUUUGGGCUCCUUACUGUGAAUUUAUACUAUCCCUAAAAAUGAGACACCUGUUGAUAAUUAACUUGCUGUCAAAAUUGCUCCCAAUCCUGAGAGUGAUGAACUUAACCCUGUUCUACAGCAAUAUGUUUUAGGUACAGCCAGGUAACAUGGCUGGC